Molecule: messenger RNA, 975 nt
Organism: Carica papaya (papaya)
Lineage: Eukaryota; Viridiplantae; Streptophyta; Magnoliopsida; Brassicales; Caricaceae
Cellular component (GO): chloroplast thylakoid membrane
Source: RefSeq, a predicted model, not a curated record
AUUGCGCCAGAUUGCAGACAAGCGUUCUUCAGGUUUAUCUUGUUCGUUUGACAAAAAGCUUCAAAUGCUUCCCCUGCAUUUUCUCUGCCUUAAAAACACGCCGCCGUUUUCAAUUGCAGAACCCUUGUACUUUCAAAAGAAUCCUAAGAUUGUCUUCUCCCGACAUCCGGUGCUCACUGGCGGCGACGAAGAUGGUAUCAAGAGGAGAAGAGGCAGAACUACUGUUCACGCUGUGGAAAAAGAUUCACAACAGUUUGAGGUGGAUCCAGAUAAGGCCAAACAAGCCCUUAAACAACUUGACCUGCAACUCGAAUCCCUCUCCAAGAAACAAGUCAGUACCCCGAAGAUUAAGGCCUCAGAUGUGAAGCUUACAAGAAAUUCAAUCACUGAGGAGCAACUUCCGGAACUUUCAGGGUCGUUCCUUGCAUAUUCUGCUUUUGCUCUUCUUGCAUUUACAAUUUUCUACAAUGUGCUAUUCUAUUCAGUGAUAAAGCCAUCAAUAGAUGGACCAGUAGCAGUGCUAGCUUCUACUGAGGAAACAGUAUCUUCUGCAUCAUUUUUGCAGUUGUUGCAGCCAAUUCUGGAACUUUUCUCUGUUCAAAGAUGACAAGUGGUCAGCCAAAUAAGAGCCAUCAGCUGAGAGAAGUUUCUAAAUGAUGCAAGUACCGGAGAACCAAGAAAAUUUCCCAAAGCCUGCUAUUUAAGCCAACUGCUAUCCUAGAAAAGAGUUUGCCUCCGGGAGCCCCGAGAACCAUACAAGUUAGUGAACUUUGGAGCCUAAAAAUCAAAAUAUCGCCUACACAGAUUGACUUUAUGCUGAAUAAUGAUCCCAACGAUGGAGACGAUGUUAUCUGUAGUUGACUAGAGUUGAGAGAAUAACUAUUAGUAGAGUUUCUACCAUGUUAUGAAAAUAAUUGAGCGGUAACUCCAAAAUGAACACUAUCAUGAUUGGGAAAAUGAAAACAUGUUCAUCAA